AUGAAGUCGUUGAGUUAUGUUGUCAGAGAGGACUGUGCCGUGUGCGCAGGGCUGUCCAGCAUGCCGCUGGACGGGAAAGCGGAGGUGUCGGCGGGCAAGGGCGGCGGGGCGCCGGGCGGCGCCGCCAGCCUCGCGGGCCCGCCGCAGGAGUGCGCUGGCUGCGGCAAGAAGAUCACCGAGCGCUUCCUGCUGAAGGCGCUCGACGUCUUCUGGCACGAGGACUGCCUCAAGUGCGGCUGCUGUGACUGCCGCCUGGGGGAGGUGGGCUCCACGCUCUACACCAAGGCCGACCUCAUCCUGUGCCGCCGCGACUACCUCAGGCUGUUCGGCAACACGGGCCACUGCGCCGCCUGCUCCAAGGUGAUCCCGGCCUUCGAGAUGGUGAUGCGCGCGCGCUCCAACGUCUACCACCUCGAGUGCUUCGCCUGCCAGCAGUGCAACCACAGCUUCUGCUCCGUGGUCAACGAAAACAAAAGUCUUUCUCAUAAGCUGCGUUCUGCUGGGCAGCGCCCUUCAGAAGGCGGUAUUUGCGGGCCCCAAGUUGUCAUUCCAGAAAUUACAGGCGGCGAGCAUGUCUUUAAGUCUCAGAACGUCACGAUGGCGCAUCUGUCAGCAUCCGUAGCCGUGGAAAACGAAGCUGAGGACAAGAGGGUUCAUGAAUUCUACGGAAGUUUACGAAUAAAAGACAAUGCUUAA
This is a messenger RNA of Gryllus bimaculatus (two-spotted cricket), 696 nucleotides long. NCBI's taxonomy places the organism in Eukaryota, Metazoa, Arthropoda, Insecta, Orthoptera, Gryllidae. The record is from the annotation of a GenBank genome assembly.